AUGGAGCCCUUGACGGCUUCCAGCUCUUCUGCGUCAGACAAAUGUGGUUCAGAUGCUGCCACACCAGCUACGUCGUCCUCUAGCUCGCGUGUCGAGUCUCCUGAGCGCAAGGCUGACGACGUCGUGACACGACACACUCGCUCUGAUACAGUCACUGCUGUACCAUCCACGCCGUCUGUGAAGAGCAUCUGCUUUGUUGGUGCAGGGUUCGUUGGAGGUCCAACCGCAGCAUUGAUUGCAUACCACAACCCGCAUAUCACAGUCAACGUAGUCGAUCUCAACGCCCAGCGCAUCGCAGCAUGGAACUCGAAUCACCUGCCCAUUCACGAGAACGGCCUUCCAAAGAUUGUCCGUAUUGCUCGCGACGGGACCAAGGCCACCACAGUGACUUUGCCUGCGCCCGAGUCGAGGAACUCGAUUCACAUCCUCGCCAGGAAACCCAACCUGUUCUUCUCAUGCAAUGUCAAUACUUGUAUCAGCGAGGCAGACAUCAUCUUCAUCUGCGUCAACACACCAACCAAGAUGUAUGGUGUCGGUGCUGGCGCCAGCGCUGACCUCUGUGCUCUCGAAGCGGCCACGAGGACCAUCGCGACGCACGCCAGGGACGGCGCCGUGGUCGUUGAGAAGAGCACAGUGCCGUGUGGAACGGCAACGAUCAUCUCAAACAUUCUCCGUCAGCACCGUCCCGACGCAUCCUUCGAGGUCCUCUCCAACCCAGAAUUCCUCGCCGAGGGCUCCGCCGUCGCCAACCUCACCAACCCCGACCGCAUCCUCAUCGGCAGCCAGCCCAACAACCCUUCAGGCCGCCAGGCCGCCGCGUCCCUGCAGGCCAUCUACGCGUCCUGGAUCCCCACGGACCGCAUCCUGACCGUCAACACCUUCUCGUCUGAGCUGGCCAAGCUCGUCGCCAACGCGAUGCUGGCGCAGCGCAUCAGCAGCAUCAACGCCGUCAGCGCGCUGUGCGAGGAGCUCGGCGCCGAUGUGGACGAGGUCAGCCGCGCGCUCGGGGCGGACGCGAGGAUCGGGCCCAGAUUCCUGCAUGCCGGUGUUGGGUUCGGCGGGAGCUGUUUUGAGAAGGAUAUCCUGAACCUUGCGUACCUGGCGCGCUGUCUGCACCUGGACGAGGUGGCUGAGUACUGGACCAGCGUGCUGGCGAUCAACAAGUACCAGCGGGAGAGGUUUGCCAGUGCGGUGAUCGGUAGACUGAACGGGACCUUGCGGGGCAAGAAGGUGGCCGUGUUUGGAUUUGCUUUCAAGGAUGGCACGAAUGACACGCGCAACAGUGUUGCCGUGCAUGUCAUUGAGAAGCUGGUGGCUGAGCUGCCGCGAGAGGUGGCUAUCUUCGACCCAGGCUGUGUUCCGGACGAGAUCAAAGAGGAGAUGAAGCGGGCCAUGGAGGACAAGUCUGAGACGGCUCGCAUGAAAGUCACGAAUGGAUGGAGGGAGGCAGUCGACGGCGCCUCAGCUGUCUGCAUCCUGACGCAGUGGGAUCAAUUCCGCGGCCCACGUGCAUCAGCCAUCGCUUCCAAGAACCACACUGCGUUAAUCCCCCACAACGACAACUAUUUUUCAAGCCUCUUUUGCGAGGCGUCCAGCAAAGAGUACAGUGAGGUGGACAUCAGCGUUCUCGAGCAGGAGGUGGCCAACAGCCGCGCGGCUGGCACGGCACACUCCGAUGACCCAUUGGAACGCCUGCUGCCCUUGGAUGCAUGCAAAUCAGGCUGUCCACACUGCCAGAGAACGCUGGAAUUGUCUGGCAACGAUGAUUUCGUUGAUUGGGAGGCUGUCUCGGCCAUGAUGGAAGACCACAGCUGGAUCUUUGACGGCCGCAAUGUAGUCGAUGGCCAGUACCUUAGAUCACUUGGUUUCCAAGUUCACAGCAUCGGUAAAGGGCUAUGA
Messenger RNA from Cryphonectria parasitica EP155, 1899 nucleotides. RefSeq names its product nucleotide sugar dehydrogenase. Gene Ontology annotation, cellular component: cytosol; nucleus. Gene Ontology annotation, molecular function: NAD binding; UDP-glucose 6-dehydrogenase activity. The coding region runs from base 1 to 1899 and encodes 632 amino acids. Lineage: Eukaryota; Fungi; Ascomycota; Sordariomycetes; Diaporthales; Cryphonectriaceae. The transcript is spliced from 3 exons. Gene Ontology annotation, biological process: polysaccharide biosynthetic process; glycosaminoglycan biosynthetic process. The record is from RefSeq and is a predicted model, not a curated record.